UUUGCGCAUGCGUAUUUCGCUACAUACAUAUGCGCUCUGCGGUACUGCGGUGCUUUUUAUGCUCUCGUUCUCGUUGCACGGUGCAACUUUUUUCUAUUGAUAAUUUUUGCUUUCGCGGUAUUUCAAGUUCGAGUUUUGUUGUAAGUAUACUGUAUUAUGUCGAUUGUGCAGAUUGUCAAAAACUCAUGAUGGAAUUGUCAUAAGAGAAGUAUGAAUAAUCGUUUUGCUUGAAAUUCAUCUCGAUUGUUACUGGUAUUCGAUCGACACGAUGCCGGAAAAUCCGUCAACUUAUCUGGCAGACCCGAAAAGAUACUGCAACCGAAUUAACGCUUUGUUGGAGCAGAAUUCUAAAGAAUGGCAAACAGUAUGGAAUGCUGCCGUUCCUGAACUUUCUAAUUUGGCGUCUAAUGAAAUUUCAGUGAUAAAUUCCUUGUUGAAACCCAUAGAAAGUGCUUUCAAGAGUAAAGAUAGUAAUCUUCGAAUUCAAGCUUUCGAAUGUUGGUCUCAUUUUAUCGCUCACUGUGAUGAAAUCAAAGUUUCUGAUAAGCUAUGGAACGUACUAUUGAUUCCUUUAGUAGCGCAAAACCACUCAAUGCCCUAUGUUCUACCCGCCAAAUUGAAGACAUGGGAUACGUUUGUGAACACGGCAUUCCAUACGAAACCAAGCAUUAGGAAAAGAGCGAUACCGGCUUUACUGAAAUGCCUGUAUGGACCCAUGCCGCAUACCUUGGAGCGUGCUUGCAGUUUUACUGAGCUCUCUGAAAUGUGUGGACAAUUGUACCGUAAGAUGUUGGAGAAAUGUGCUACGUUCGAAGAAAUCCAUAACGUUCUUUCUUAUUUAGAGAACGCCAUUCCUCCUCUUAGUAACCUCGAAAAUACUCAAAAAUUGGCCAAGUUGAUUUGGAAUGAAGCUUUAAAAAUUAUUAGUGAAAAUGGUUGGCAAACGGAACAUUUCAAAUUUUUGAUGCGAACUUUGGAGAAUCUGUUAUCUGAUGAUCAAAAUGACACCGUUCAGUUGAUUAGCAAUUUUUUAGCUAUCUUAUUCGAUAUUCAUAAUUCUUUUCCUCCGGACCGUUUAACACCUCAUUUGAAUUCAGUCGUACGAUGUUUAUUUCAUCCAUCCGUUAGCGUAAAAGUGAUAUGUAACAUAAUGAAUAGCAUGCUGAAAAUUUGCGAGAAACCGUCUUUCUGCUUUCACGAACUGGAUAAAGCUCUGGUAGAGAAAAUAAAAAAUGACAGAACUGAUGCGGACGUUCUUUGGAUAGCGUUAGCUGCUUGUUAUACUAAAUUGGUCAAAAAUAAUGGUAUCAAAGAUAGAGACGCUUCCGAUGAAGAAUUCACCACUGCGCUUAAAAUCUUAUUGUUUCCUUUCAUCCAUAUGAGUGAUAUUUGUUACGAAACUGAACGGUUCGAAUCUGUAAUGAAACAAUGGAAAUCGUGCUGUGAAGAAUACGCUAACGCUGCCGAAAGCGAAACAUUUUUACAAGUUCUACUGAAAAAGUUAGAAGAGGGCAUUGAUAGUAACAUUCCUCGUCUAAUGGUGGCUACUUUCUUCUGCAAUGUUAUCCUCACGAUCUUUAAAUUUUCUAGUGGACAUGUGUAUAUGAAAGGCGUGUUACUAAAAAUCUCAAGACAUAUGCCGGAUAUAAAACAAUUAACAGAUUCCAAACUGAAGUCCUUCGCAGUAAAAUAUAUUAUAACCGUAAAAGCAUAUGUACAAUUUCAACCAUCAUGUUCGAAUGAUUUCCUGCAUGUGAUUAAAAGUUUUAAUCAUUUGUUGUCGAAAGAUAUGGAUGAAGUGUCAUUGAAAACCGAACCAUUAAAAAGUGAUGUAGAUAGAGGUUCUUCGUCAAAAAAAACCAAUGAGGGAGACAACUUGAAAAAUGUAACCACUCCAACUGUAAAGCGCACAAGCUUUUUAGAACGAUUGAAAUCGCCUGCAUCCAAAAAACUAAAUGUAGAAUCGCCUGUCCGUUCACAGACCACUCCAAAAGCCUCUAAAAUUGACGAUGACGAUGUACAAUUUGUUGAAUUCAAACCGAGAUCUAAAAACUCUCCCAUGACACAACAUCAACUUGAAAAAGCGAAGAAUAAACGUCAUAUUCCAGCCUUAUAUCAAGAUUUAUCACAGUCUCACAGUCAGUCGUUGUCACAAUCCGAAUCGGAAUCCUUACUUUCAGGAAAUAGAAAACUCAACACCUCCAUUAAUCCAGAAUUAUUCGAAGAAAAUGCCAACCUCCCUGCAAUCUCCAGUGAUUCUUGCAUGCCAAUUGUACCAUCAUCGUUGUCAUUUCACACCGGACUCAAUUCUCCGAUUUCUGAAAAAAAUGGCUCUCGUAUAUUGAAGAAAUCAUUAUUUGGCGAUCAUGUAAAUGAUCCUGAGAAAAACUCCGAUUCAGACAGCUCAGUUGAAGUGAUUUCGGAAAAUAAAUCAUCUCAUAUAAAUAGAAAUGACUAUAAUACUAGUACUGUUGAAUCUGAUGAUAUUGAAGUGUUGGAAAAACAACCGACUAAAAGGAAAAGUCUUAAAGAAAAUGAAAUUCAUGGUGAAUUAGCACCCAUUAAACGGUCUAAGCGAUUAUCGGUCCGUACCGAAAAUAGUAUUGAUAACAAAAAUUGUCCAAUAUCUCGUAAAUCUACAAGUACACCUGUUUCCGUUCAAAAAUCAGCUAAUAAUACUGUUCCUGAACCUGAAGUAAUUGAUCUGGCUGAAACGGAAUCCCAAAACGUGUUCGUGAACACUAACGGCAAAGCUGUCAAUGGUACGUCAAGCCCUUUAAAUUCAUUAAUGAAUCUAAGAGAUGACAACGUUGAAGGUAACGGAAAAAGAAAAUCCUUGAGAUCGAGAAGAACUAUUACACCAAACGGCAAAGCUCCAGUAACGACGCGUAAACGUAAAUCGGUUACUUUUGAGUUGGAUUCCAACAAAAUUACCAACUCGGAUGAUUCGUGUUAUGAAAAUAAUUCUGUUCAAGAUGGAAACGCUUCUAAACAGAGUAAAUUAUCAAAUUUAUCAUCCUUGCAAGUCGCUGUGGCUGGUAUUCAUCAAAAUCAUCAACUCGAUUCCACGAAUGAUUCUUCUAUCAAAACAACUUUGCUUGAAAUCCCUUCUAAAGAGAUAUCUAUCCAGGAGGAAUCUUCCGUUGCUGAAAAGACUGCCUCUUCAAAUGCCAUUGUACGAUCGCAAAAUGAUUCCGUAAUGUUGGUUGAAAAUGAAGCAGCCGAAGUUAUAAGUAUUCUAGACUCCGAAUCGAUCGACUCAGAGAAAAAAUCUGCCGGUGGGGAUAUUAUUCUUCCUUCUCUUGCAAAUUCAUCUGAACCAAAGCAGAGUUCUUCCGAUGAAUCUACUUUCUACGAAGGUUCUGAACAAAUGGUAUCAAAUAAAGAUCCAUCCGAUGGCGAAGAUCCGACUGAAGAAAACGUUCCUUCUGUUCAAAAUGUCGCAGAUUCUAUCGCUGCCGAAACUCCUGUAUUACCUGUUUCACCAGAAGUUAUCUCAUCAGUGGACAGUAAUUGCGCUAAAGGGGAUUCCAACGUUCUUGAUGUGUGUACAAGUGAACUCAGUGUUGAAAUUAAGACAGUUGAAGAUAAUCUUGUUAGCUCGGCAUCAAUUUUUGAAAAUUCUCGUACAAGUGCAUCUAACGAGUCCGUAUGCAAUUUGCAAUUGCCAUCAGAACAAAAAACCGGUUGUGAUGAAGCUUUUGGUAAUGGGGAUAAAGCGAUAACUGGCAUUCCUGAAGAUCACGAUAAGACUGAAAAUGAAGAAACUUCGUUUCUCAUGGAAAAUAGUGAUAGAGAAUCAAAAUCCAACGAAGAUAAGAACUAUAGGAAAGAGAAAAAGGAUGACAGCGAGAAUGUUCCCUCCAUCCAUGGAAAUUCGCGAGGAUCCCAAUUAACGAAAUUGGCUCAAGGUUCCAAUUAUUUCAUGAACUCAUUGAAGCCAGGGAAAACAACAUCUCCGAAACCUGUCAAACCAACUCGAUCGGGCAAGAUACAGACUUACCCGAGUCCAAUUUCAUCACGGACAGUGAAAAUUUUGUGUAAGAAUAUACAAUAUCAGACUACUCCCACCAAAAGUAUUGUCGCGUUGCAAGAAGAAAGUCGAAUAUUCACGUACACUCCGAAAGAAUGCACUAGUCCUGGAAUUUUGAAGAAAAUUGAUCCAAAUCAGAGUAACUCUUCGCCCAAAGCUCUAAAGGUUGUCAAUUUCGCUGAUGAAAUAGCCCAAGUAAAAUAUUUCGUUGAAGGCGAUGAAAGUGACUCAGAUAGUUUAAUCAGUACUGGAGAUAAACUUAGUAACGAAAAUUUAUUGGAUAAUGAUCAACUAAAAUCACAAGAUAUGCUGUAUUCGCCACUACAUAAUUGUCGAGAUAAAAUAGGAGAUAUACUUGAAUUUUUAUUCCAUUCAGGAUGGCGUCAACAGGGCGAAGAACAAUUCCAAAAAAUAGGUAUUAAUACUGUUGGGGAGUUGGCAAGUAUGAGUACUUUAACGGCUAGUAGUAUUCCUGCUGGAGAUGAUCGAGUAAAGAGAUUGAAACGUGCUCUCAAGAAAUAUGACAGACAUAUUGAAAGCAAAGGUCGACGUAAACCAUCUGCUCGAAGAAAAUUGCAAAAAGACUUUGAAAAUAAAGAAGUAACUUGCCUGUUAGAUUUACUCAACGAAGCCGAUUUAGUCAGUAAUGACAGUACAAGUGAUGACGAAGCAGAAAGAGCGAUAAUAGAUGAUAACGACGAACCGUUAGAAGAAAUAUCAGCCGAAGAUGCAGCGAAUACCUCUUUUGUUGCUCAAGAACUUUCUAAAAAUGAGACUGAAACUGACGAAAUACCGCACGCCAAAGAAAUUGAAGAAUCUGUUAUAGUUCCCAGUGAUGAACCUAAAGAGGAACCAACACCAAAAUCGACAGAAUCGCCGAUCGCCGUAAUUGAGAGUACCACGGAAAUCGACCCUUGUCAGCAUACGGAAAAAGAAAUCGUCGAAACUGAAAACAAAGAAAACGUCGAUCCACGAUUAGAUGGUACGAAUGCUGAAACUGUACCCGAAUCUAAUGAUGUUGAGCCGAUGGAAGUAGACGGUCCGAUUGGCGACGUUCCCAAAACUACAAACGAUACCAUUAAUGAUUCGGCGGAUUACGUGUGUACCGAUAGUAAUGCCGAUGAGCAAGAAGUAACUGACAAACGAUGUAUAACUAUGAACAAUAUUCGCCGAUAUUCGACGGUAAUUGAGCCAAACAGUGAAGAAAUUCCUGACGAAUUGCCCUCAUCCACAGAAAAAACAACAGCGAAGACAGCCGUCGUUGUCAUUGAAAAAGACGACUCUGCUAGCCAAUCGGUUUCGAUAUUUUCUGAAGAUAAAAUUGUAACUCGUGCGGAAAAAGUUAUCGACUCUCAAGAAACUUUUGUCGGUUCGGAAGAAACUUCUGUUUCGGUGGUCGGUAAUGAAAUUUUGACUAAUGAUAAUGCCUCUGUGGAUACUCGCGACGAAAAAAAUGUUUCUGAAAAGUCUGUUUCCGAGCCGCAGAAAGUUGCAACAAUUGCCGAAGUAUUACCUCAAGAAGAGAUCGAUGCUGGAGUUUGGCUUCAAGCCUUAAAAAAAAUUUAUCAUGUUUACGAAGGUGAUGCAGAUUCGGCAAAAGCAACAUAUUUAAAAAUUAUAGAAGAAGGGAAUUCGGUUUUCUCGACGGUAGGGUUGAAAUUGCAAUUUUGUCGAGCUGGAAAAAAAUAAUUUUCUGAAGACGCAUGAAUAUUCUUGAAUUCAACAAACCAUUUAUUCGACGAUUUCAUCUAAAAACGAGUACAUAAACCUACCUAAUAUAAAACUUCGUAUAUCUGUUUAUGUAUUUUUAUCAGAACAUUACUACAGUAUGAUUAUGAUGUAAUUUUACGUGAUUUUUUCUAAUUUAUUUUGUAGUUGUGAUAUUGGUAGUUGUUAAUAUUUUUUACUCCGGUUUCUUUCUUCUUUUUUUUUUCUUUUCUAUUAAAUUUACUUGCAACUGGCUUCUGUUUCAUAAUAUAGUUCUCUUUUUUGUAUAUUUUGAACUAAAACUUAUGAAAUUGCCAUACGAAAAAAGAAAUAAGGAUGAUUUUAUUCUGAUGAAUUUGAUUGUAAAUUUGUUGGUCCAGUUCUUUCAAAAACUAAGAUUCAUGAUGUGUUUCUGAAAAGGAAAAAGUGGAAUUCAAUAUCUGACAUUUUCUAGACUAAUUUACAAUGGAGUUUCUAAUGCGAUUUGUGUUUUUUUUUAAUUUUUAUUUCGAAAUCAAGGAAAUAUGCAUGUAUGUAUUUCUAGAAAAUAUGCUAUUACGGGUCUUUCGUGUUCUCAAGUUGACAGAAUGAAAAUUUUCUGUAAGCUUAUUGCAACCUGUCUUUUUUUCUCAUCAUAUUAAUCGUAAACCAACAGUUUUGUCUAUAAACAUCUUGACCGCUCUAAUGAUUUACUAUUCGUCGUGGAAGUAUUUGUUAAAUCAGCCCGUUCUUUUAAACUGGUUUCGAUGCCAAAAAAAAAAAAAAAAUGACUCGCUUCUAUCAUGAACCUUACGAUGGAAGGGUUUACUUUGUUCAAUGUAGGUAUUUAUGUUCCUUUUAUCGCGUUUAAAAAGAGAAGUAGGUACUUAUCUGUUUCGUUAAAUGUUUUUCGAAUUUUAUGAAUUUUGUUAGUGGAUGAGUUGAAAUUGAUGUUAUAACGUGGAGAAUGUUUUCAUUUUGUGGUAAAAAUUAUGUGAGGUGUACUUUAAUUAUAAGAUCGUUUUUUUUUUAAUUUGAAUUAAGUACCUAUUAUUAUGAAUAUAAUAAAAAUAAACAUAUCAUCUCAAUUCGA
Molecule: messenger RNA, 6812 nt
Organism: Planococcus citri (citrus mealybug)
Lineage: Eukaryota; Metazoa; Arthropoda; Insecta; Hemiptera; Pseudococcidae
Exons: 22
Coding region: 269-5722 (1817 amino acids)
Source: RefSeq, a predicted model, not a curated record